This is a messenger RNA of Paramuricea clavata, 5968 nucleotides long. Lineage: Eukaryota; Metazoa; Cnidaria; Anthozoa; Malacalcyonacea; Plexauridae. The record is from the annotation of a GenBank genome assembly.
CGGGGACACUUUAUGACAAAACCGAAGCUUCUUUUGAAAAGACGUCAUUUUCGUUUGCAAAUUUUGCUAAAACCGAACUAUUCUUGUGCUUCCGAAACCUCAAAACAUGGCUGAAGUUAAUCAAGAGCAAGUUCAAGUCGAGGAGAAUAACGCAGUUGGUUUUUACGAGCGUUUAACGGCCCUGCCUGUCGUAAGCGAAGCGAUAAACCAGACAGGCGCGAUUUACAACGCAGUCAAGGGCCAUAAUGGCUUGACCCAGUACGCUUGCGAUACGGGCGAAAGUGUCGUGAAACGAGUCACUGCAACAGCUUAUACUGUUGGUACACCGAUUGCUGGCUUGGCAAUGAAAGUUGCUGAACCAUAUGUCGGUAAUCCAGGUCAGUACUUCACAUUUAUUUAAUGUUUUUAUUUAUACUGUGUCUGUAUAUUGUUCGAGAAUCGAGAAACUGUAUUGUUUAUAUCAUAUGAAAGCUCACAUUUUGUGUGAAUGCGUACUCUGUUUAAAAUUCUUAAUACUCUGUAGUCAAGAUUCUACACAAUAAUACCAGACUUUUCCAGAAGUAUAUCGUUAUCAGCAAUUCUAGGGAGGGGGUUUUCAGGUGCCCAAAUGUGCCUUUAUACUUUGUUAAUGUCUACCACGUGAUCUUUCUUGUCAAAAAGAAAGUAUUCGGUGUGUUAAUGGUUAUUCAUAUUCUUAGCGAAGCAUCAUUGAACAUUGUCAUCAUCAACAUACAUUACUAUUGUGUUUGUCAUGAUCAUUAGCACCAUCAUUGUUAUCACGAUUCCAAGGGUCAUUCCCACUGGUCAUUCCAGAAAAGGUCUACAUCCCCCCUAUGGAAGAAAUUUCUGCCAUCCUUGGGGGAGGGGGGGGGGGGAUAUUCUACUACUGAGAAUAGUAGAAUGUAGUAAGACAUCUGAAGGUGGUAGGGGGCUUAUCUUCCAGUUUCCUUUGUGGUGGAGGUGUUGAUGUUUUCUGGAAUGAAUGAUAAUGGCAUCUUGAUGAACUAUCAACAAUAUAAUUUUCAAAGACAAUCCCAACAUCAUCACCAUUAUCAUUAUCACCAUCAUCACCACCAUCAAUACUAUCAUCAUAAUCACAUUUUAAUCAUCGUCACCACCACCAUCAUGAUGUUUGCCACCAUCAUCAGGCCUUGCCCUGAUGAAACCCAAAGUAGCAUUUCUCAGUUAUUCAAGCCACUUUUCUUUGGCCUAGGUAUCAUAACAAAACAAGGUAUUAUACAAACUUUUCAAUGACUUUUAUCACUGUUUAUAGUGACCACCUUAGAUCAUGUUGCUGAACAAACAUUGGCAAAAUGUGAGGAAACCUUUCCUAUCAUUACAAAACCCCCAGCUGAGGUAAGUUGGCUAUGUAUAAAGUUAGAUGGCCAGGUGAAAAGAGCCUAGGCCAGAAUAAAAUAUGUUGGUUUCCCGACCCUAUCUAGCUUUUGGACGUCGAAAUCCUGACCCUAAACUUUUUUUAUUGGAUCAUGCUUGUAAGUGUUUCCACUUAGAGGAAAAAGUUUGUGGAAAAUUGAAAUUUGAGGCAAUAUUAGGGACAUUUAUCUUUGGAUGUGGAAGCACUGACUAAACAAAAUGGCGUCCGGUUGUUAGGAAAAUUUAAAAAAAAAGUUUAAAAAAAAAGUUAAAACCUACCUACCCUACCUAAGUUUUUAUAAGAAGAAACCGGAAACCCACAUAUUUUUUUUGGCCCUAUUAGAAAACAGAUGAAAUGCCCCCCCCUUUUCAAAUAUAAUUUUAUUUAUUUCUUAUCUAGAUUGUCAGCACAACGGUGGAUGCAAUUAAAGGCAAAGCUGGUGACUGUUACAAUGCUGUGAACAACACUCGUGUUAUUCAAUUCACCCAUGCGAGAGUGAACGAAGCUAUAUCACUCUCUGAGCUUGCUGUCGAGGUCAUCCUACCUGCCAGUCCUGACAGUCCCGAAGAUGUUGGCGAGGAAGAACAAGAGUCACUCGAAAUGAAGAAUUCAGAAGUACCUAAGGGACAUGCUGAAAGAGUUUUGGCUCUCGGACACAGAAUUAAGCGACGAGGAAGCAAGAAGUUAAUGGGCUUGAAACCUGUUCAAUUCUCUUACGACAGUGUGAGUUUUAAAUCUUGUUUUCCACAGAAUAUAGGGGCGCAAUCUUGUAAUGCUUUCAUCUAUGACAUAAAACAUACCAAAUCUGUGGCUAUCAGAUUAUCAUUAACCCAUUGAGUGGCAGCACUCUCCACUUGACAAGUAAAAAACUCUGGCAUUAGACAGAGGAAAAUACUAAUUUAAAGUAGGUCGCAUCAGGGUGCAUUGCCAUUUAAAAGGGUUAAUAAAACAUGUCUAAGGUGCAUGAAAUGGAAUUUUGCAGCCACAAAAUGGAAGAAUUUUCCGGAAUUUUUCUUUGUCUUGUGAUUUCUCGGGUGGAACUAAUUGGAAAAGACAAAGAGAAAUUCCGCUCUGCGCGAAAAAUUCGGCCUAGUGGAAAACAGCCUUAAUUAUUAUGAUUGUGGUUGCACGUUUCACCUCAGCUAUCCCUAUUGGAUGAUUACUUCAUUUUACUAAAAUACAAUGAGCUCAAUCACUCUGACUGUGCACGAUAAACUCACACAAAAGCAUAACAUAAUGACUUCAGCUUAGUUUCCAGACUAUCAUAUUUUGAUAGACUAUGCCAACUUGUACCUUGUAAUAGUUCAAUAUUUUUCGCCUAUUUCUAGGUGAUGUCCAUGCAGCAGAACAUGACCGACCUCGUCCACAGAUCUCAGGAAGCCGGCAAGUCUGUGCACGAAGCCAUCCUGGUCAUCCCAAGCUUGGCCAUUAAGUUGACCGGAGAAGCUGUUGUGAAUACCAAAGCUUUUAUCAUCGCUUUUAAAAAUGUAUGUUGAUGUGAAAUCCUGACAAACUAGUGGAAACAUCGUUGCAGAUCUAACCCAUUGAGCGCGAGCCCCUUCACAAGUAAAAUUGUUUGACAUUAGAUGCAGUAAAAUACUAAAGUAGGGUGCACUGCAAGUGCACUGGGUUAGCUAGAUGCAUGGGCUAAACAUCUAGUGGUAUUCUAGCCUGCUUGAGGCUUGAUACUUUGAAAUAGUUUAUCCGACAAGUAAUUUGCCUACUUACAUACCGGAGGACAGAGGUACGCCAAUAUUACGGUCUGGUAGUUCUUUGUUUUCAGCCAUGUACCACGUAGGUAUGCACAACUGUUCCUAUCUGCGUACUUACAUGUUGCUGGUACCACAUGAUCUUUCCAAGCCCAAGGUAUUUAAUAUGAUCGUAAUUUAGUUGUAUAUGUGUAAAGGCUGCUUUGCACUGUCUGAUCACAGUAGGAAUUUUGCAUGGGUAGAUUCUAAGUUUUGAAGGAUUUGUAAGAAAUGUUUGAGGGAACUGAGUCAGGCCAAAAAAAAAAAUAUGUGGGUUUCCGGUUUCCUGACCCUACCUAGCUUUUGGACGUCGAAAUCCCGACCCUAAACUUUUUUAUUGGAUCAUGCUUGUAAGUGUUUCCACUUGGAGGAAAAAGUUUGUGGAAAAUUGAAAUUUGAGGCAAUAUUAGGGAAAUUUAUCUUUGGAUGUGGAAGCACUGACUAAACAAAAUGGCGUCCGCUUGUUCGGAAAAUUAAAAAAAAGUUUAAAAAAAAAGUUAAAACCGACCUACCCUACCUAAGUUUUUAUAAGAAGAAACCGCAAACCCACAUGGCAAAUUUUUUUUUUUGGCCUCAGUGUUAAACAAUGAGUCCGUUCCCUCAAACAUUUCUUACAAAUCCUUCAAAACUUAGAAUUUACCUAUGCAAAAUUCCUACUGUGAUCACAGAAACUUUGAUAGCGUAAACCAGUCUUAAGUCUGACAUGUCUUGGCCGGAAACAUGAUUUGACUUGAUGGCACUAAGGAUUGUUGCAGUCGAUUGCUUGUAUAUGCAAUUGUGCUUCUUGUACUAUUAAACUCGUAGUUUGAACAUACUUUCAGAAACCUGUACCUUAUUUUCAAGACUAAGUACACAUUGAGUAUUGACUUUACACUAGAUCAAGUACGCGGCAAUAAUUACAGGUAUAUUAUUACUAAAAAUCUUAAAUUAUCGCACCCUGGUCUCAUGCCAUUAAAUGAUUAAUCCAAUCGUGUAUCACGCCAUGAUGCGAAGACCUGUCAGAUCUACACAUACUGUACAUCUACUUAAUUAUGGUUUUGAACACUUCAGAUAGUUUAGUCAUAUUGCAUCAGAAAAAUGUAAGUAUGUAAAUAGCGAAAGUACUGCGUAUACUUACGUGGUACUUGGCUGAAAACAAAGAUAUACCAGACUGUAAUACAUUGGCAUACCUCCUGUACGAACUGUAAGUAGUGAUUGACCCAUUGUGCAACAAUCGGAAAUUAUGGGAACCACUGGCACUGAGUAUUUUACAAAAUACAAAACAACGGUAACUCCGAAAAGGAACAUUUUUAAUAUAGUUCUGGCUUUCGAUUAUGUUUUAGUCCUCAUCAGGAAGAUCUUCACUUAUAGAUAUCGUUGACGUUGUAAUGUAACCUAGCAUCAUUCCUGAUGAUGAUCAAAACAUAAUCGAAAGCUAGAACUAUAUUAAAAAUGUUCCUUUUCGGAGUUACCGUUGUUUUGUAUUUUAUCCAAUCAGCCUUUCUCACGAUGACGAAUAUCCGCCAUUUUUGGGUGGCAUCUAAUUCUCGUUAACCAAUGCAGACAAUUAAAACAAUGUGAAAAGCAAUUUUUCAAAAUAAACUAACCAUUUACAAAGCAAAUUUACCAUCAUUAGUCAAAAAAUUAUAAAAAAGUCGCUGUUAUUUGGACUUAUCUCGUAGACUUUAAGUGCAAUAAAUAGUUUCGCGAAGACUUAACGCUUGCCUUGGAAGGCGCGCAGUGUUUCAAUUCUAUUUCGAAACCAUCCUUGCAAGAGAUAUGAAAAAGAAGUUUUACAAACACGUACUUGUUGUAUUUUAUUGGUUUGAUUUUACUCAAUUCAUGUUCUCUCUUUUUAGACGUACUCUCUGAACGACUUGCCCGGUUCAGUCGCGAGUGCAAGCAACCACAUCGUCAAACCAGUUAAGGAUGCCACCGGUCGUAUUAUUGGGAAACUCCUGUUACCACCGAAAAUGGUCGCCGAGUACAUCCUCUCGUCCAAACCAAUCCAAUGUCUCAUCCCCAACGUUGUUGUAUUUGAGGAGAUCUCGAGAAUCGACAUCGAAAUGGAUGAACUGGUCGUAGAUGACAGCGACGAAGACACGGAUCAGAUGGAAGAUGCUGACGAUGAUGGCGAGGCUGAUGAUCAUGGCGAGGCCGAGGCGAAAUAAGUUUUAAUGAACGUUAUAUCAAUAUGUGACCCAAUGUUUUGUUUGUUCGAUUACCAUUAAUUAUUUAGUUGUAAAGAUUGUUGAGGAUGAGGUUUUAAUAUGUAUAAGAUAUCUUAGCAAGUAAGAAAUUCCAAUUGUGGUGAUAUGAAAACUUGAUCGGUUGGACCAUAGCCUAUCGAAGGGAAGAUGGCUGUGAAACUCAUUAGAAUAACAAUAUAACUCAUUAUCUAUGUUAACCAACGUUUAUUCGUAAAUCUGGUCUUUCACCGUCACGUGUGUAUUGUAUUUUUGCCCAAUUAUAAACCAACAGCAAUGUUUUAGGAAAGUUACCUAUCCGUGACUAUAACAAUAGGGUAAAUUGGAAAUUGCUAUUGGUGGAUUUGGCAAAAAUACAAUACGCACGUGACGGUGAAGGACCAGAUUUAUGAAUAAACGUUGACUAACAUAGAUAAUGUGUUAUAUUGCUAUUCUGAUGAAUUUCACAGCCAUCUGGCAUCUGUCCUUCGAUAGGCUAAGGUUGGACCAAGACUCGAGUAUAUUAGUGUAGAUUGUAGAAGAAAGUAGUUGAAAUCGUGUUCUUGUGUCUGAAUAUGACCCGACCUGUAUUGCAAUAAUGUUACAUUUUUACAUUUAGAAUAUAUAGAUAAGUAGGCAUAUUUUAGCUUUUAAUCUAUCGCUGAUAGUAAUAUAUGUAA